CCCGGUGUUUCUCGGGCAGUCGCCGUGUUCGCUUUCGCUGUUGCGCUGUCCGCCCCGCCUGCCUGGUGUGUUCUGCAGCGCCGCCCGCCCCUCAGUAAUUUGUCUGCAAACUGUUGGUCCCAUCUUCAUCCGGUUAACAUGCUCAACAGUCAUAAUGUUAAGCUUUACCACAGCAAAGCUCUCACCUCCCCAUACCCAGGAUCACACGUGGAGCGUAGCCAAGUUCCUGCAGAUAAAGUGGGCUGGCUGACUGAGUGGAAGGAUUAUAAUCCUGUGGAGUACACUGCAAAGUCUGUUUUGGCUGGACCCAGCUGGGCAGAUCCCCAAAUCAACGAUAAAGGGUUUUCUCCCAAGUUCAAUGAGAGAGAUGGAGAAGUGGAGAGGAAGAGUCUGAAUGGCACAUAUGUGGUUGAAAAUGGGAGGCCCCGAAAUCCAGUGGGAAGGACUGGCCUCACAGGCAGAGGAUUGUUAGGGCGCUGGGGACCGAACCAUGCUGCUGAUCCUGUUGUGACUAGGUGGAAGAGAGAUGGAAGUGGCAAUAAAGUUGCUCAUCCGCUUACUGGCAAAAACAUCUUGCAGUUCGUAGCUAUCAAGAGGAGAGACUGUGGGGAGUGGGCCAUUCCAGGGGGGAUGGUGGACCCAGGCGAGAAGAUUAGCACUACCCUGAAGCGAGAAUUUGAGGAGGAGGCCUUGAAUUCCUUGCAAAAAUCUCCUGAGGAGAAAGCAGAAUUGGAGAAGCAACUCCAAAAGCUGUUCAGCCAGGAACACUUUGUGGUGUACAGAGGAUAUGUGGAUGACCCUCGUAACACUGAUAAUGCCUGGAUGGAGACGGAGGCUGUGAACUAUCAUGAUGAAACUGGUGAGACAUUGGAUAAUUUGCCCCUGGAAGCAGGUGAUGAUGCUGGAAUGGUCAAGUGGGUUGACAUCAGUGAGAAGCUCAAGCUGUAUGCGAGUCAUAGCUACUUCAUUAAGCUUGUGACUGAGAAGCGGAGAGCCCACUGGAGUGAGGAUCCUGGUCCUGAGUGCCAUGAGUGAUGUAAACAAAGAACCAAUGAACACCAAGGGGAGAAUAUGUUUUCCAGCUUUAAAACAGAUGACAUUGUCCUUUUCAGUGAAAAUGCUGUGCUAUUCAUCUGGCAAAACCACUUGGCAAUGAUAAAUAGAGGCUUUUUCAGAGGCUUUAGAGUGCUCCUUUUGAUUUCAUACCUAGU
This is a messenger RNA of Nestor notabilis (Kea), 1211 nucleotides long. RefSeq names its product nudix (nucleoside diphosphate linked moiety X)-type motif 9 (gene NUDT9). Gene Ontology annotation, cellular component: mitochondrion. The record is from RefSeq and is a predicted model, not a curated record. The coding region runs from base 139 to 1035 and encodes 298 amino acids. NCBI's taxonomy places the organism in Eukaryota, Metazoa, Chordata, Aves, Psittaciformes, Psittacidae. Gene Ontology annotation, molecular function: ADP-ribose diphosphatase activity. The transcript has 8 exons.